This is a messenger RNA of Pungitius pungitius (ninespine stickleback), 6433 nucleotides long. RefSeq names its product ATPase phospholipid transporting 8A1 (gene atp8a1). The transcript is spliced from 37 exons. Gene Ontology annotation, biological process: phospholipid translocation. Gene Ontology annotation, molecular function: ATP hydrolysis activity; ATPase-coupled intramembrane lipid carrier activity; magnesium ion binding. Bases 544 to 4038 code for a protein of 1164 amino acids. Gene Ontology annotation, cellular component: plasma membrane. The record is from RefSeq and is a predicted model, not a curated record. NCBI's taxonomy places the organism in Eukaryota, Metazoa, Chordata, Actinopteri, Perciformes, Gasterosteidae.
AUCCAGCACUUUGUCUUUCAUCAUUUCCUCGAAGAUAAUCGUUUUCAUAGUCGUUUUCCCGACAUAUAUUACCUCGCCGCAGUGAAAUGAGAAUGAUUAUGCCCACGCACACCCCUCCUCCUUCGGGCGAACGUGGUACGGUCCCUAAUGGGGAAACGGCGCCGUCCCCCCUUCACGUCAGUUUCUAGCAAAUCCAUGUCCACUCCUGCUACGCCGAAGACGUCUAUCCGCGUUAUAAUCUGACGUGUGAGGCGGGAUGCCGCGGGAUCCGUGAAGCCGGGGGCUCCUGGACGUGUUUCUGUCACCAACCGGGCAAUGAAUGUUCCAACUCGUCUGUAUUUCCCACUGACGGUAAACACGCAGCAGUAGUGUCCACACCACAGAGGUGGCUUCUGCUGAAUUUCAGCCGUUUUUUUUUCCUCCAUAAUUUUUUGACGUUUGAGAAGAAAAAGGAGAAGCAGCGGCAGCGGCGGCGGCCACAGGGAGCGGAACUACGCACGGCCGCCUGAUAGGUGCCGUCGCCCCGGCUCUCUGUUUGCAGAGAUGCCGCCCGUCCGGAGAACGAUGUCGGAUCUUCGUACCCGGUCCGAGGGAUACGAAAAGACGGAGGACUCGACCGAGAAGACGUCCUUAGCCGAUCAAGAAGAUGCGCGACUGAUAUACCUCAACCAGCCGCAGUUCGCCAAGUUCUGCAACAAUCGAGUCAGCACAGCCAAAUACAACGUCCUCACCUUCCUUCCCCGGUUCCUCUACUCACAGUUCAGGAGGGCAGCCAAUGCCUUCUUUCUCUUCAUUGCACUGUUGCAGCAAAUCCCAGAUGUGUCUCCGACGGGUCGCUGGACCACGCUGGUGCCGCUGCUUUUCAUUCUGGUGGUGGCUGCCGUCAAGGAGUUCAUUGAGGAUCUGAAACGCCACAAUGCCGACAGUGUUGUCAACAAAAAGAAAUGUCAAGUACUGAGGAACGGUGCCUGGGAGAUCGUUCACUGGGAGAAGGUGGCUGUUGGGGAAGUAGUCAGAGCUGCAAAUGGAGACCACCUCCCGGCUGACCUCGUCAUACUGUCGUCCAGUGAACCACAGGGUAUGUGCUACAUCGAAACAUCCAACUUGGAUGGAGAAACAAACUUGAAAAUCAGACAGGGCCUCCAAAUGACGGCCGACAUAAAGGACAUCGACAGCCUGAUGCGUAUCUCCGGGCGGAUGGAGUGCGAGAGCCCGAACCGCCACCUGUACGAGUUUGUCGGGAACAUCCGCCUGGAUGGACACAGUACAAUGUCACUGGGUCCAGACCAGAUCCUACUGAGAGGAGCCCAGCUGAGGAACACUCAGUGGGUGCAUGGUGUGGUGGUCUACACCGGACAUGACACAAAGCUCAUGCAGAAUUCCACUCGGCCUCCUCUGAAGCUGUCCAACGUGGAGCGCAUCACCAACUUCCAGAUCCUGGUGCUGUUCGGCUGCCUGCUGGCCAUCUCUCUGGUCUGCUCCAUCGGCCAAACCAUCUGGAAGUACCAGUACGGCAAUGACGCCUGGUACAUGGAUCUCAACUAUGGCGGAGCAGCUAACUUUGGCCUCAACUUCCUCACCUUCAUCAUCCUGUUCAACAACCUGAUCCCCAUCAGUCUACUGGUCACACUGGAGGUUAUCAAGUUCAUCCAAGCCUUUUUCAUCAACUGGGACACCGAUAUGCUGUACGAACCCACCAACACACCCGCCAUGGCUCGCACCUCCAACCUGAACGAAGAACUCGGCCAGGUGAAAUACAUUUUCUCUGAUAAGACGGGGACCCUGACCUGCAACGUGAUGCAGUUCAAAAAGUGCUCCGUCGCCGGCGUGGCCUACGGCCACGUCCCUGAGGCUGAAGAGGGUAGUUUUGCAGAGGAUGACUGCCACAGCACACACUCAUCGGAGGAGGAGGGAUUUAAUGACCCGAGCUUACUGGAAAACCUCCAAAGCAAUCACCCCACAGCUGCUGUCAUCUUGGACUUCAUGACCAUGAUGGCCAUCUGCCACACUGCAGUCCCCGAGCGCACGGAUGGAAAAAUAACCUACCAGGCUGCAUCUCCAGACGAAAGCGCUCUGGUGAGAGCAGCACAGACCCUCGGCUUUGUGUUUUCUGGUAGAACCCCGGACAGCGUUAUUGUGGAGAUGCCCGGAGCAGAGGAGAAAUACGAACUACUUCAUGUGUUGGAGUUUACGAGCACGAGGAAGAGGAUGUCGGUCAUAAUGCGCACCCCUUCUGGGAAGAUCCGCCUUUACUGCAAAGGAGCGGACACAGUGAUCUAUGACCGCUUGGCAGACAGCUCGAGGUACAAAGAGAUCACACUGAAGCACCUGGAAUGGUUUGCCACUGAGGGGCUCCGCACUCUGUGCUUUGCGGUGGCAGACGUCAGUGAGUCGUCCUACCAGCAGUGGCUGGAGAUCCACCGCAGGGCCAGCACUUCCCUGCAGAACAGGUCCCUGAAGCUGGAGGAGAGCUAUGAACUGAUAGAGAAGAACCUGCAGCUGCUCGGGGCCACAGCGAUAGAGGACAAGCUCCAGGACAAGGUGCCGGAGACCAUUGAGACUUUAAUGAAAGCGGACAUUAAGAUCUGGAUCUUAACAGGGGACAAACAGGAAACUGCAAUUAACAUUGGACAUUCCUGCAAACUACUGACCAAGAACAUGGGCAUGCUGGUGAUCAACGAAGACACUCUUGAUAGGACACGGGAAACGCUCAGCCACCACUGUGGAAUGCUGGGAGAUGCCCUCCACAAAGAGAACGACUUUGCUCUCAUUAUUGACGGAAAGACUCUGAAAUACGCUCUAACAUUUGGAGUGCGACAGUACUUCUUGGACCUCGCCCUGUCCUGUAAAGCUGUCAUCUGCUGCAGAGUAUCUCCUCUUCAAAAGUCUGAGGUGGUGGAAAUGGUAAAGAAACAAGUGAAGGUGAUCACGCUGGCCAUCGGGGACGGCGCCAACGACGUGGGAAUGAUCCAGACGGCGCACGUCGGUGUGGGAAUCUCCGGCAACGAGGGACUGCAGGCGGCAAACUCCUCGGACUACUCUAUUGCCCAGUUCAAAUACUUGAAGAAUCUGCUGCUUGUCCAUGGAGCCUGGAAUUACAACCGCGUAGCCAAGUGUAUCCUGUACUGCUUCUACAAGAACAUUGUCCUCUACAUCAUUGAGAUCUGGUUUGCGUUCGUCAAUGGCUUCUCAGGCCAAAUCCUGUUUGAGCGCUGGUGCAUCGGCUUGUACAACGUGAUCUUCACUGCUCUGCCUCCUCUCACUCUGGGAAUAUUUGAGCGCUCCUGCAGGAAAGAGAAUAUGCUGAAAUACCCAGAACUCUACAAAACCUCCCAGAAUGCUAUGGGCUUUAAUACAAAGGUCUUCUGGGCCCAUUGUCUGAACGGCCUCUUCCACUCCGUCAUCCUCUUCUGGUUCCCCCUUAAAGCCUUCCAGCAUGAUACAGUUUUUGGCAACGGAAGAACUCCAGACUAUCUCCUCCUAGGCAACAUGGUUUACACAUUUGUGGUCAUCACAGUUUGUCUUAAAGCCGGCCUUGAGACCUCAUCCUGGACAAUGUUCAGUCACAUCGCCAUUUGGGGAAGCAUCGGCCUGUGGGUGGUGUUUUUCAUCAUCUACUCCUCCCUGUGGCCCCUCAUUCCUCUGGCUCCCGACAUGUCAGGAGAGGCGGAGAUGAUGUUCAGUUCGGGGGUCUUCUGGACGGGCCUGGUCUUCAUCCCGAUCACCUCGCUGGUCUUUGACGUGGCCUACAAAGUGGUGAAGAAGGUGUGUUUUAAGACCCUGGUGGACGAGGUCCAGGAGCUGGAAGCUUUAUCCAAAGAUCCUGGAGCAGUGGUGCAUGGAAAGAGUUUGACGGAGAGGGCCCAGCUCCUGAAGAAUGUCUUCAAGAAGAGUACAGUCAGUUUGUACCGGUCUGAGUCCAUGCAGCAGAACCUGCUCCACGGCUACGCCUUCUCCCAAGACGAGAACGGAGUGGUGUCUCAGUCGGAUGUCAUCCGAGCGUACGACACCACCAAGCAGAGGACCAACGAGUGGUGAGCCGCCGGCCCUCUGGUCGGCCAAUCAGGAGCCUCAAACAGCCCUUUUUACUGGCGAUAUUUGAAGCUCAGCGGUGGAGGUGGUGGUGGGGGGGGGGGAGGUGCGAGCGCGUGCCUCUAGCACUGAGGGGAUUAGUUUUGACGUUAAUAAGAAAUGGACAGAAGAGUGUCUUUGAAAAAGGGAGAAGGGAGAAAAAAAGAGAACAAGGAACGGUACACAUUGUGUUCACUAUUAGCUGCAGUUGUGUGUCCAGCAGACAUGACGAGCACUGUGCUUUCUUAGCAGUCUGUGGUCUGAAGCUCUUCACUGUUCUGUUCUGUUUGUUGGAGUGUAUUGAAAAUCAUUCAGUUAUACAAAAAUCAUGCUCCCAAACGCUGUUGUCAUAGAAUUGCAAAUACUGGACGCCGAUUUGUUUUCAGAGGAUUUGAACUUGUGAAAGAUUGCCAAAGAGCAGUCGCAUGUACAAUCUUCCAAGUACUAGUGAAUUCUGAUAAACUGUAAACCAAAUGUAAUCACACUCCUGAGUGUAUUCCAACACUAAACGGACCACUUCAGAGCAGACAUUGUAACAUUUUCUUUUUGCACUUAAGGAAGCAUCUAUUGUGUAAGGCCUUACAUUUGCUCAUGCCUUCAUCCUUGUUUCUCUUCAAAAAUGUUUCUUUCCUUUUCUAUUUUUAUGUUUUGAAAAGUAUGUUAAUAUCGUGCCUGGUUUUCUUUGUUUGUUUUUCCUUUUUGAUUCUUUGAGACGUUGCCUCCCGCAACACACCGUAGUCCUGUUUCCACCGUUUUUUACAGCAGAAGCAUUGCUUGCGACAAAUAAUUGCAUUCCACACAUCACUCCUGUCUCAACAAUCACAACGGUGCCUACGUAGAACCUUUCCCUCAUAGAAGAAGAAGAAGAUGAAGAAGAUAGCCAAGAAUAGUUUAGCCAGCUUGCUUAGACCAGUGCUCCACAUACACACACACACACUCUCUCUAACUGAAUACAAAGUCACUGUCUCCCCACCACAGUCUUGCACUCGUACAAUGUGAAAACUACAGAGUGCCUUGUGGCACAAGUAUAAACCAAGAUUUGUUCCUGCAGAGGUGAACGGGAGGUUCUUCGAUGGUCUUGUUUGAGCUCACAGUGGUGACAGUGUUUCCCUUAAAAUGGAGAUUUUAUCCUUCUAACAUAAGUGCCAUUAGCUUAAGGGGGAGAGAAGUAUUUAGCCAGGGAAACUCCACGACAAUAUCAAAACUACUUUGUCUCUAUAGUUAUUUUGUGAAUUUGUAUUUUUAUAUUGGAGAUGUAUGAAUUUUGCAUUAACUGGCUUUGUAAUGAACUGUAACUGUCUGUAACUGAGUUUUUUUUCUUCCUUUUCUUUAAACUGGCAGGAUAGAAUAGAUGGAAGGGGGGAAACUAAGCUCUCUUAAAUGUCUCGUUAGUAUUAAUAUUGUUACAGCUUGAUUUAUUUAUAAUUGACUAUUAAUGUCUGUGUGAUUGCUUUCUUCUCCCUAUGGGAGAUCAGAUCGGUGUGUGUGAAUCGGUCAGUUUCUUGCCUGUGCGUGCGCGCAUCACCUCAACUGUGGAUAACUUCUAUGUAAGCAUUGCAUGGCUGUGUCCUCCGUGUGGGAGUUUGUCUCGUAUCUCGUGUUUAAGAGUGAGUGUGUAUGUGUGUGGCUUGCUCCAGUUGUCCAUCUGCACGACUCCAGGUAUAGCUAUGUUGUACUGCUGUGUGCUGAUGCAUGGCCCGUAUGUGUGUGUGUGUGUGUGUGUGUGUGUGUGUGUGUGUGUGUGUGUCAGUGUGUGUGUCAGUGUGUGUGUGUGAUCAAACUCUCGACCUCGACUGUGAGAGUUUCUGAUGCUCAGCCCGCUUCGACAGGAGAUGUUGCACAAUGCACUCGAUGUACCUUUUCCAGUAGUGGAUAUCUGGUUUCAGUGUAUGAUUUGAGUGUAAAUGUUUGUAACAUGUUUUCCUCAUGCAGUGUUCCUCUGCUUUACAGGAAAAGCUCUUCACUGAGGGUUCACGAUUUAUUUUUUUUCUUUUAGUGUAAAAACUCUGACGUCAUCUUGUCUGAAGUUUCCACGCCGCUGAAUGUGGAUGUAGACUGUAGCUUUCUUUUUCCAGAAAACAUAAAACACACGUUGUCUGUGAAAGUUGUGGGCUGCAUGGAUGGAUAACAAACUGUUCUCUGAAAUGUUUAACUGUACUACUUUGAUUCUCCCGCAAGUGUCAGUCACUUUACGAAAGAGAAACAAACUGCACCUUUUAACUCUACUUUUUAAUCUGUUUAUCAUCCGUCAUUUUGUUCGAUGAAUGUUCUGCAUGUUGGGACUGCAAACUUAUAAGUGUUGUCUUUUCCUGCCAUGAAGGACUACUGAAAUAAACUUUACACUCAUGGAGGAACAACGUGA